Choloepus didactylus (southern two-toed sloth) is the source of this 1284-nucleotide messenger RNA. It is a transcript of the gene CLEC11A, whose product is annotated as C-type lectin domain containing 11A. The transcript is spliced from 4 exons. Lineage: Eukaryota; Metazoa; Chordata; Mammalia; Pilosa; Megalonychidae. The coding region runs from base 180 to 1154 and encodes 324 amino acids. The record is from RefSeq and is a predicted model, not a curated record.
CAGGAGGACCAACAGAGUGGGGGAGAGGGACGGGAGGAGAAAAGCUAGGAGAGGCGGGGACCAGGGGGCCAGCAGCUUGCAGACAGGGCGCUAGCGCACUCCUGUCUCCAGAGACACCCCCACCCCAGCCCCUGGGACUUCCCAACGUCUGUGGCCUGGGGUGCCACCAGCCGAGCCUGAUGCGGGUGGCCUGGCUCCUCGGGGCCCUGGUGGUCCUCCAGCUCCUCAGCUUUGGCCAGGGGGCUCGGGGAGCCGAGAGGGAGUGGGAGGGAGGCUGGGGAGGCGCCCUGGAGGAGGAGCGGGAGAGGGAGGCCCUGAUGCUGAAGCACUUACAGGAGGCCAUGGGGCUGCCCCUUGGGAGGGGGGACGAGAGUCCUGCCGGCACCCCUGAAGACACAGGAACUUUGGAGGCCGAGGAGGACGGGCAGGGGGAAGAAGAGGAGGUGGAAGCAACGGCAACCCCUUCCCCCCGCCCCAGCCCCUCUCCCACCCCUGAGGACGCCAUCACUUACAUCUUGGGCCGCCUGGCCGGUCUGGACGCGGGCCUCCACCAGCUGCACGUCCGUCUGCACGUGUUGGACACCCGCGUGGCGGAACUGACCCGGGGGCUGCGGCAGCUGCGGGAGGCGGCGGGCGACACCCGCGACGCGGUGCAAGCGCUGCAGGAGGCUCAGGGCCGUGCCGAGCGCCUGCACGGCCGCCUGGAGGGCUGCCUGAAGGGGCUACGCCUGGGCCACAAGUGCUUCCUGCUCUCGCGCGACUUCGAGGCGCAGGCGGCGGCGCAGGCGCGCUGCACGGCGCGGGGCGGGAGCCUGGCGCAGCCGGCGGACCGGCAGCAGAUGGAGGCGCUGAGCCGCUACCUGCGCACGGCGCUCGCGCCCUACAACUGGCCCGUGUGGCUGGGCGUGCACGACCGGCGCGCCGAGGGCCUCUACCUCUUCGAGAACGGCCAGCGCGUGUCCUUCUUCGCCUGGCACCGCGCGCCCCGCCCCGAGCCCGGCCCCGCGCCCAGCUUCCCGCCGCACCCGCUCAGCCCCGACCAGCCCAACGGCGGCGCGCUGGAGAACUGCGUGGCGCAGGCCUCGGACGACGGCUCCUGGUGGGACCACGACUGCGAGCGGCGCCUUUACUACGUCUGCGAGUUCCCCUUCUAACGGGGGCCGCUCCCUCCCGGCCCGCUCCCGGGGGGCGGGGGGCUCCUGCGGGCCCGGGACCCCCUCCGUGCGUGUGUCUGCCCUACACACCAGGCCCGCUCUGGCGCCAAUAAAGCCUGGUGGAAUCUGA